Molecule: messenger RNA, 1771 nt
Organism: Leptopilina heterotoma
Lineage: Eukaryota; Metazoa; Arthropoda; Insecta; Hymenoptera; Figitidae
Gene: Alg2
Product: alpha-1,3/1,6-mannosyltransferase ALG2
Exons: 2
Coding region: 418-1647 (409 amino acids)
Molecular function (GO): GDP-Man:Man(1)GlcNAc(2)-PP-Dol alpha-1,3-mannosyltransferase activity; alpha-1,3-mannosyltransferase activity
Source: RefSeq, a predicted model, not a curated record
CCCCUGCGCCUGCGGUUAAUUUCCUAGGCAACCAGAACGACUCACGUCAUUUGCCUGUGUGUUCAGUUUGUGUGAUUUGUUAUCAUUUUUCAAUAUAUGUAAACUAUUUAUAAAUUACGUGUUCAGAUAUGACCACAUAAUUAAUCAAAAGGCCAUCAAAAAAAGAGAAAGAAGUGAUCUUAAACCUGAAUGCGUGUUCAACCCGUCACUGACGACGUCAUCAGAACAAUGUUUACUAGGUUAUGUUUUCACCACGUCAACACAAAAAUCACAAAAAUUCACGCCUGUUACCGGAAUUCUUGAUACUCGACACAAUAUAAUAAAAUAGUUGAAAAAAUUGAAAAUUGUGAAUAAAAGAAAGUAAGGAGGUGAUUGAUUUCUUUGGUUCGUUAUAUAAAAAUACAGAAUUUAUCACAAAUGGGUCGGAUAGUAUUAUUACAUCCCGAUUUGGGUGUUGGAGGAGCAGAGAGAUUAGUUGUUGAUGCUGCACUUGCAUUAAAAAGUGGAGGACACGAUGUUAAAUUUGUGACAACUCAUCAUGAUCCAAAUCAUUGUUUUAUGGAGACAAAAGAUGGUACCAUACCGGUAACAGUUUAUGGUGAUUGGUUGCCGAGACACAUUUAUGGUCGAUUUUUUGCACUUUGUGCCUACAUUCGAAUGAUUUACGCUGCCCUUUGUAUUCUAUUUCUCGAAGACAUUCCCGAUAUUGUGUUAUGUGAUUUAGUAUCGAUUUGCAUUCCAAUUCUAAAAUUGCGAUGUUCGUGCGUUAUAUUUUACGUACAUUUUCCUGAUCAACUCUUAUCAAACAGAGGUGGUCUAUUGAAGAAAAUUUAUCGCGCGCCUCUGAAUUAUUUAGAAGAAUACACAACAGGCAAAGCAGACAAAAUAUUCGUCAACAGUGAAUUCACUCAAGAAGUUUUUAAGAAGACAUUCAAAAAAUUGAAAGUUGAGACUGAAAUAUUAUAUCCAACAGUACACACAGAAUUUUUUGAUAAAACAAAAGUUUUACCCCUCGAACGUGUGAUAGAAACAAAAUUACCAAAAAAUAGUUUCGUUGUACUGUCAAUUAAUCGUUACGAGAGGAAAAAAGAUUUACAUCUUUGUAUUGAAGCAAUGUCAAUACUUCAAACACUUUUAAGAAAAGAUUUUGAAUCAAUAUAUUUAAUAAUGGCCGGUGGUUAUGAUAAACGUGUUGAAGAAAAUGUUGAACACUAUUUAGAAUUAAUAGGAGUUGCUGAUGAAUUACAUGUCAGUGAUCAUGUUAUUUUUCUCCGUUCGCCAUCGGAUCAGGAAAAAAUUUCACUACUUCAUCAUGCCGAUAUUGUUGUCUAUACACCGAGCAAUGAACAUUUUGGCAUUGUACCACUCGAAGCAAUGUACGCCGGUAAACCUGUUAUUGCUCAAAAUUCCGGUGGUCCUAAAGAAUCCAUUAAAAAUGGACAAACUGGAUUUUUAGUAGACGCUGAUAGUACUGAUUUUGCGGGAAAAAUGAGAUUAUUUGUUUGUGAUAAGAAAAUGAAAAUUCAAUUUGGCAAAGAUGGAAAACAACGAUUUAUCGAUUUAUUUAGUUUUAAUGCAUUCAAAAGUAAAUUAAAUGCAAUUGUUAAAAAUUUAUUGGAAGAUUGUGAAAAACGCAAAACAAAGUAAGUUAAAAAUUUAACGAACUGACUGUAAUUUAUUUUAUGGAGAAUUUAAACUGAAUUGAACAUAUAAAUAAAGAAAUUAUCAAUUUUUUUAAUUGAUAUUACUCACAGUUAAAGAAUUUGAAAAA